Molecule: messenger RNA, 1569 nt
Organism: Mytilus californianus (California mussel)
Lineage: Eukaryota; Metazoa; Mollusca; Bivalvia; Mytilida; Mytilidae
Product: transmembrane protein 180-like
Exons: 5
Coding region: 194-1564 (456 amino acids)
Source: RefSeq, a predicted model, not a curated record
UAAUCCGGAUUUUUAUUUUGUUACAUAAAUCGACUGGCUGACUUGAAAGGAUAUAUCGAUUAAUAAGAGAAUAAGCAUAACAGCAAACAUCUGCGAAGACUGAAGUAAUCGUUUGCUGAUGCACAUAGUAACUUUAUUACUACUGUGAAAAAGAAACUACACUUUGAAACACACAGUAUCUAGACUAUGGAUCAUGGUUUUAAGGAAGCAGGAGAUAUUGGCUUAUUGUGCAGCUGGCGUUGCUUUUCACAUGAUUGCAUCUGCAUUCAACUUCUAUUAUGUCAAAGUUUUUAUAAACCACUAUCACAUUGAAGAAACUUGGUUUCAGAUAGCUCAAACCUUUCAUAUGGUCUGGACGUCUGUCAGUAAUCCGUUGUUCGCUUACAUACAAGAUGGGUCAAAGCUUAAAAUAUCAAGAACAAGACGGGAAAGCAUACUGUAUUGUGGUCCUCUGUUUGCCUUCUCAUUUAUUGUGCCUUGGAUUCCAUGGGGAGAAAGUUCAUGGCUUGUUGGUCUUCAUUUAAUUAUGACUUUUUUUCUUUGGGAUACACUGUUUACAUUCAUAGGAUUAGCGGUAUCUUCAUUAUUCACAGAGAUUUCUCGAGAUACAGAAGAUAGAAUAAAGUUGACUCGAUAUGCACAAAUGGCUAGUAUACUUGGUGGUCCAAGCGUUAUGUUACUAGAAUUUACCUCAGACAGUUUGCACAAUUUUAAAGCCUUUCAGAUAACAUCUGUGUGUGUUGCAGUUUGUGCCUGCAGUUUAUUUUACUACUCGGGACUUAAUGCUCAUACGAAAUAUGAUGUUAAAAAAAUAGAAAAAUACGAACUUGCAAAGAACUCGCGUGUAAAUGUUAAAAAGGAACCUUACAAGAAUCAAGUAGGUCAGCUUUUUUAUGACAGGAAUUUCAUAGCAUUCAUCAUAUCAAAUUUUUGUCAUGCAUUCCACAAAACGUUUCUAAACAGCUUCAUUGCAAUUGUUUGUGACCAGUUGAUCUCAGAAGAUGAUGUUCCAUUAAGUGUUCGAAAGUUGUUUUAUGGUGGAGUUUCAUUAAUGUCGACUCUUGUUAUAAUCACAGUAACAACGUUUGUCUCCAGAUAUUCCUACUAUUAUGUGAUCAGGUCUGCGUUUAUAUAUAUCGUUUUUGCGGGAAUUGUAAUGCUCCAUAUAGGACAAGGUCAUCCGUGGUGUCUGAUGGUGUUCUUGUUAGCUGAUAACUGUGCAUCAGGCGCUACAUUUUCACUAUUCAACAUGCCUCUAGCUGAUAUUGCUGAUGAUAACAAAAGCAAAUACAAUAGGAAACAUCCUAUAUCGUCCACUGUAUUUGGAAUAAGUGCAUUGUUGUCAAAACCAGCCAUGUCAUUUUCACCAAUGGUUACUGUUUCAAUAUUAAAUCAUUACGGAUAUGGUGAAUUAAAAAACAAUACAGUGGAAGCUUCACAUGAACUGAAACAUGCCAUGUUUCUGCUUAUAUGCCUGUAUCCAAUAGCUAUAGGAAUAGUGCAACUUAUUGCAUGGUCAUUCUUUGAUAUAAAACAGAAAACAGUACAAAUAAAUGUCUUAUAAAUAUU